AUGAAUGCCCCUACAAAGAAGCGUGGGGUUAGGAAAGUGAUUCUGGAUAAUAAUGCAAAAUUAGCUAUUCUUCUUGAGAGGACCACUUUGGGGUCCUCUCUCAGUUAUUUGUGCACUGCUGUCUAUGCUUCUAAUUCGGUGGAGGAGAGGAGGGAGCUUUGGAGGGAUGUUACUAGUUUUGGUUCUAAUAUUUCAGGUCCUUGGAUUCCUCUAGGGGACUUUAAUAUUGUUCGACAACAAAGUAAGAAGCUUGGAGGAGAACCUAUCCGUCAAGAGGCUGUUGAUGAUUUUAAUACUUUUAUUUUUGACACGGGCCUUAUUAACUUAAAGUGGAAGGGGGAAUUAUUUACUUGGAAUAAUAGGCAAGGGGGCAGCUCUCGAGUUUGUUGCAAGUUGGAUACGGCCAUGGUUAACUUGCUUUGGUUGGAUGUUCUCAAGUCUUCAGAAGCUACUUUUCUGCUCCCAGGGCUUUCGGAUCACUCUCCAGGUGUGAUUUCAAUUCUUGAUGGGGUUAAUUUUGGUCCUAAACCUUUCCGGUUCUUUGAGGCUUGGAUUGGUAGGGAGGGGUUUGAUGAAGUGGUAGCUAGAGGGUGGGACAGCCCGGUGAAUAUGAAGCUUAAUCCUAUACUUAGGUUUGCUGCCUGGCUCAAAAAUGUCAAGACAGAGCUGAAGAAAUGGAAUAAAGAUAGUAUUGGGGAUGUUUUUCUUGCAGUGAAGGAGGCUUCUUCGGAUUUAGCUCAGAUCCAAAUCAGCCUUGCUGCCCAUCCCAAUGACCUCAAUUUGGUUUCUUUAGAAACAGCAACCAAGAAGAAGUUGUGGGCAGCCCUUAGUACUGAAGAAAAGUUUCUUAAAGAGAAGUCUAGAGUCAAGAACAUUCAAUUGGGGGAUGGUAAUAAUAGCUUUUUUCAUAAGUCUAUGGUGUGCAGGCAAAACAGGAAUCACAUUUUGGAGGUGUACAAUGCAGAAAAUGAGGUUAUCAAGGAGCCGAAUCUGAUUAAAGAGGAGGCAAUUUCUUUUUACAUGAAUCUGUUUGGUGCUAAUGUUGAAGAUGUUAGGUUCUUCCCAGAGACUGUCCCAUUGCAACAUGGUCUGCACCUUGCGCAGCAGAACAGUCUUAUUGGGCAGGUUUCUAACAAGGAGAUUAGAGAGGUGGUUUUUUCCAUGAAGAACUCAAAAGCUUCAGGACCGGAUGGAUUUGGGGCAGCCUUUUUUAAGCAUGCUUGGGAGGUUGUUGGGGAGGAUCUCACUUUGGCCGUUAAGUGGUUACAAGGAGUUGUGGGGAAGGUGGUUAGUGACAACCAGUCUGCGUUUAUCAAAGGCCGCUCCAUUGUGGAUAAUAUUCUAGUUUGUCAUGAUGUGGUUAGGGGUAUAGAGCAGCAGGAGACUCCCCCUAUGGCGGUGCUGAAACUUGACUUACAUAAAGCUUAUGAUUCUCUGAGUAGGAAGUUUCUUUUUGAGAUCAUGGAAAGGAUGGGUUUUCCAAGCAAGUUUAUUCGGUGGGUGAAGGCUUGUGUUGAUACUCCUAGUUUCUCGAUCCUUCUCAAUGGGAAACCAACAGGUUAUUUUAGGGGCAAGAGGGGGAUAAGACAGGGGGACCCACUUUCCCCUUAUUUAUUCACAAUUGCUGUGGAAGGGUUUUCGGCCUUAAUGCGGAAGUUGGAAGUUGAGGGACAGAUCAGCCUGCUUCCAAGGUGCAAAAGCUCCCAACUUACACACCUGAUCUUUGCAGAUGAUUUGAUGAUUUUUGUGAAGGCUGUCCCUGACUCUAUUUUGGCUUGUUUGGGGGCUCUGUCUGAUUUUCAUACUUACUCUGGGUUGAGACUCAACAGAGCUAAGUCCUCUAUUAUUUUAGGGGGCCUUACCCAAACGGCCAGGCUACAACUAUUGGAAUUAACGAAUUUUGUGGACACUAAGCUGCCCAUUCGGUACCUUGGUGUUCCACUUGUACCUCGUAAACUUUCUAUGGCAGAUUGCUCCUCUAUCUUGGAUCUAGUGAGGCGAAGACUUGAAGGCUGGAAAGCUCGUUUCUUAUCCUUUGCUGGAAGGUUGCAGCUUCUUACCUCUGUUCUUCAGGGCUGCUAUAUAUAUUGGUCGGGCAUCUUUGCAUUACCAGGUGGUGUCAAGCAAAAGCUGGAAUCCAUGUUCUCGAAUUUCCUUUGGACGGGCCCCUCCUUGGAACAAAAGGUACAUUAUGUUUCUUGGGAUAGAAUUUGCGAACCUAAGGAUGAGGGUGGCUUAGGUAUCCGCAGAAUUGCAGAAAUGAAUAUUGCGGGUAUCCUUAAGCAAAUCUGGUGGAUUUCUUCCAAAAAGGACAGCCUAUGGGUUAGGAUGGAUUUGGUUCCCAAGUUGGUUUUUUGUGCUACUGUCCAUUACAUUUGGUGGGAGAGAAACCAAAGGCUGUUUGAGAACAAGGUUAGAACCCAUGAUCAGAUUAUAGAGGCAAUUCGUCUUGAUGUGGCCAUUAAGUGUGCUGCCUUUCCCAUUUCUGCUGUCCACAGCCCAAGGAACCAGUUCUUGGCUGAUAAUUGGGGGAUUAGGGUGGAUUGGAAGGUGAUUACUCAAAAAACUUGUGCUUGGUUUAGACCUCCUACUCACAUGGCAGUCCUUCACUGUGAUGGGUCCUUAACAGCUGAUAGAGCUUCCUAUGGUGGAAUCAUUCGUGAGGAUGCAGGUGUUGCCAUAAUGGCGUAUGCGGGGAAGGGAGAUAUUAAUUCUGUUCUAGGCAUGGAGCUUUUUGCAAUUUUAAAGGGGGUCACUUUUUGUAUUCAAAGAAACCUACUUCGGGUUUCCAUCAGAUCCGAUUCCAAAUUGGCAGUAGAUAUUCUUAAUGGGGCUGUGGACUGCCUGUGGAGCAUGCAAAUCUUGAGGGACCAUAUUGCUACGCUACUACAGCAAUUACAGCGUAAGGAGAUCAAACAUGUUUGGAGAGAGCUCAACCAGCCAGCAGACUUUAUUGUAGCCAUGGAUACAGGGGAUGGGGAAGCAAUUUUUUAUCCACCUGAUUUCCCACAGGACUUGGUGGAGUUGGUUGAGAAUGAUUCAGAUUGUAAAGUAGCCAUGGUUCCCCAUGGACAUUCUCGUUCCUGGGGAAGGAACUUAUCAGUCAGUUCAGGACUUCUGAGGAAAUCUAAAAGUCAUGAACCGAUAUGGGUUAUAGUUGACAGACUGACCAAGUCAACUCACUUUCUGUCAGUUCGGAUGACUUAUGGCAUGGACAAGUUUGUCCUACUUUACAUUGGUGUGAUUGUCAUAUCGCACGACGUACCAGUCUCCAUCGUGUUCGAUUGGGAUCCCCGAUUUACUUUCAGAUUUUGUCAUGAGUCUGCAGAAAGCUAUGGGCACAAAACUGAGUUUCAGUACAACUUAUCACCCUCAGACAGUUACCAGGCUAAAUUUGGUAUGGCGCCAUCUGAGGCACUCUAUGGCAGGAAAUGCAAGUCACCCUUGUACUGGGAUGAAGUAGGUGAACAGAGCAUACUGGAACCAGAAAUAAUUCAGAAAACCAGUGAGAAGAUAGCCCUGAUUCGUGAACGGAUUCGAGUUGCACAGAGUAGACAGAAGAGCUAUGCAGACAACAAGAGGAAGGACCUUGAAUUUGAGAAAGGUGACAUGGUGUUUCUUCGUGUGGUACCCAUGAAAGGUGUGAUGAGGUUUGGAAAGAAGGAAAGUUAA
Molecule: messenger RNA, 3672 nt
Organism: Telopea speciosissima
Lineage: Eukaryota; Viridiplantae; Streptophyta; Magnoliopsida; Proteales; Proteaceae
Exons: 6
Coding region: 1-3672 (1223 amino acids)
Molecular function (GO): RNA-DNA hybrid ribonuclease activity; nucleic acid binding
Source: RefSeq, a predicted model, not a curated record